AUGUCUUCGUUUUCAUCCUUGGACGAUAACGAUCUUCUAGUUUAUCAAUCGUUUGAGAAGCUUAUCGAUGGUAAAUUACGAAAGACAUUUCCAUCUGAUUUUCAAUUGAAACCCCUAUCUGUUUGUCGUGUACUAGGUUAUGGAAUGUUUUAUGAUUUCAAAAUCGCUCUACCUGAUGAUAAAUUUGCUAAAGCUUCAUUCAAUUCAAAUGCAGGUUAUGCCAUGGGCACAAAAGUAAGCGAUGCAACACAUGAUUGCAUCACCGUUCAAAGGGUUUCAACAUUAACAUCAAAUCAAUAG
This is a messenger RNA of Rotaria socialis, 300 nucleotides long. NCBI's taxonomy places the organism in Eukaryota, Metazoa, Rotifera, Eurotatoria, Philodinida, Philodinidae. The record is from the annotation of a GenBank genome assembly.